AUGUCAAAGUCAUGCAAAAGCUCACAGCAAACCGACAACGAACCAAACAACAAAUCUAAAAAGUCCAUUGAGAGAGCUUUGAAUGAAGUUAAAGAGCAAACUAAGGAAGUGGUCGAUGACCAUUUGAAAGAUGGGCAAUCCAAAUUAAAUCAAACCCAUGAAAAUGCCAAAAGAGUUAAGAGUUCUAGGGAUUUUGAAAGAGGAUUUGAAAAGAAUCCCUCGGUUGCAAAAGCUGUUCUGCCUGAUACUGAGCGAUCCAACAGUACACCAACAUUGGUUGGGAAAAAUGAUGAUCAAUUUGAAAAAGGUAAGGAAAUUUCUGGAAUUUCAAAUGCUUUGAAUUCAACAUGCAACGUCUUGGAUGUUCCUAAAACAGAAAACGGUGAGCAACUACUGAUGAGUGGUAACUACUCCGGCGAAAUCAGGGAAAGUAACACAUUCAAGAAAGAAAAAAAUUCUGGUGAUGCAACGUUAAGUCAAGCAGAUUGCAAGACUCAUAUCAAUGGUGGUACUGGUAAUUCGGAUCAAAUUCAAGCCGAUGCACAAAGUGGCAAAUCAAAGGACUCUACACGAUGGGGCAAAAAGCCCAUUGUGAAUAUGAUCAGGUCCUGGUUCACAGGAGCAGCAAGUCACCAAGCUUCCGAAAACGAGUUGCAAAGUUCAACUGAUGACAACUCAGAAUGCGUUACUCCGGAUGUCCAAUUAAUCGAGUUACCAGAGAUUCCAAGACAAUAUCGACCACGGGAAAUUAAUGGAUUUGGAAUCCUCUCAAAAUCUCAAUCUUUGCCGAUGAAAACAAAAAGACAAUACCAAAACCUUUUAAACACUGGUGUGACCUGCACCUUACAAUUUUGCAAAAACUUGGAGGUUAUGAAUGAAAAAUCAAAGAAACAGGAUAUAAAAAAGGCCUUUGCACUUCAGUUUACUAGAACACACUCAGAAUUGAUGUUCACGGAGGCAGAUUUGAAAACUAAUGACGAAGUUAACACCGAGCUUUUGUUGCAGUUGAAAAUAUUGUUUAAUGAUUUGUUCAGCAGUAAUCAUAUCAUUUGGAUUGUCAAUAAGUUUGAGUAUGAUGAUUUUGGAAGAAAGUUUAGAAAGACCAUUGCUGAGGUUUUGCGUAAUGAAUUCCAAUACGACGUCAGUUAUAAGAGAGAUGAUUUCUAUAGGCAUGUGGUAGCUGCCAGUUUGUUACAAUGGAGAAAGAGUAUCCCAUUUCCUUAG
Molecule: messenger RNA, 1224 nt
Organism: Lodderomyces orthopsilosis Co 90-125
Lineage: Eukaryota; Fungi; Ascomycota; Pichiomycetes; Serinales; Debaryomycetaceae
Exons: 1
Coding region: 1-1224 (407 amino acids)
Source: RefSeq, a predicted model, not a curated record